UCAGCAGCAGCAGCAGCAGUAGGCAGUGAACACUGCAGUACAUGCGAGCGCAUAACAACAUUCGCUCUUUCAGUCCGGGCUCCCGUUUUUAUCCCCUCAACAGCGACGACACGGAGCAAAACAGACGAAGCGGCGGCGGCGGAGACCAUUCCGACGUAUCCGGAAAUCCUGACUCCACGUUAGCUCGCGGACGGAGCUGUGUGUGGCACUCGUGGACUGCAGAGGAUUGGCACGUGAAACGGCUUUAGCGUUUAAUUACUCUACAACGGUUGUUACGAUCACAGACGUCGCACACCACAGCCAACGGUGCAGCGGGGGCACGGCUGCUCUCAGGUCCGAACAAACCCGUCACCAUGGAUGUGGAUGAGGAGGAGAAUAUGAGUUCAAGCAGCACCGACGUAAAGGAAAACCGAAACCUGGACAACGUGUCCUGCAAAGAUGGGCAGGGAGUGGCUGAACAGCUCCCCAAUGGAAGCGGCCUGAGCAGCCGAAAACGCCCCCUAGAAGAGGGAAACAAUGGACACACACACUCCAAGUUUCGGGCCAAGAAGCGCAAGAAAACUCCUGGGCCAGUUCUGCCCAAGAAUGCUCUGAUGCAGCUGAAUGAAAUCAAACCAGGUCUGCAGUACAAACUGCUGUCUCAAACAGGACCAGUCCAUGCACCAGUUUUUGUCAUGACUGUGGAGGUCAAUGGACAGAUGUUUGAGGGCAUGGGCCCAACAAAGAAGAAGGCGAAACUGAAUGCAGCUGAGAAGGCACUGCGUUCUUUUGUCCAGUUCCCCAAUGCUUCCGAGGCUCACCUGGCCAUGGGUCGAACACUGACGGUGAACACAGAUUUCACAUCUGACCAGGCCGAUUUCCCAGACAUGCUCUUCAACGGCUUUGAGACACCGGCUGCACCAGAAGAAUCCUUCUAUCUAGGCUCCAAUGGUAGCAGCUCCUUAAACUCGCUAGGGGAGUACCCACUGCCCACACCACCUGGCAGCACCCUUGUCCAGGCCCCAUUGCCCCCUCCAUCGGCAUUCAGUUCGCCCUCCAGUGGCAAAAAUCCAGUCAUGAUCCUCAAUGAGCUCAGGCCAGGCCUCAAAUAUGACUUUAUCUCAGAGAGCGGGGAGAGUCAUGCCAAGAAUUUUGUAAUGUCAGUAACGGUGGAUGCACAGACGUUUGAAGGUUCAGGGCGCAACAAGAAGCUGGCUAAAGCCCGGGCAGCACAAGCCGCUCUUUCAGCUCUCUUCAACAUGCAGCUAGACCAGACACCAUCCCGGCAACCCAUACCCAGAGAGGGAUUACAGCUCCACCUACCACAGGUUCUGGCUGAUGCCGUCUCUCGCCUGGUUGUGGAUAAGUUCAGUGAGUUGACAGACAACUUCACCUCCCCACAUGCGCGGCGGAAAGUCCUAGCAGGGGUCGUCAUGACAACAGGGACCGAUGUGAAGGAAGCACAGGUCAUUUGUGUCUCCACGGGAACCAAAUGCAUCAAUGGUGAGUACAUGAGUGACCGUGGCCUGGCACUCAACGACUGCCAUGCCGAGAUAAUCGCCCGACGCUCGCUCAUCAGAUACCUCUACACUCAGCUGGAGUUCUUCCUCAGCAACAUUAAGGACGAACACCAGAAGUCGAUAUUCAUGCACUGUGACAAGGGAGGCUACAGGUUAAAGGACAAUGUUCAGUUCCACCUCUACAUCAGCACCUCGCCCUGCGGAGACGCCAGGAUCUUCUCGCCACACGAGGCCGGAGUGGAAGACCAAGGAGACAGACAUCCGAACCGGAAAGCACGGGGCCAGCUGAGGACCAAAAUCGAGUCGGGGGAAGGUACGAUCCCUGUGAGGUCCAGCAACACCAUCCAGACCUGGGAUGGCGUUCUGCAAGGAGAGCGGUUACUCACAAUGUCAUGCAGUGACAAGAUCGCCAGGUGGAAUGUGGUGGGCAUCCAGGGCUCGCUGAUGAGCUACUUCACAGAGCCAAUCUACUUCUCCAGCAUCAUCCUCGGCAGCCUGUACCACGCUGACCACCUGUCUCGGGCCAUGUACCAGCGCAUCGCCGACAUCGAGGACCUGCCCCAGCAGUUCACGCUCAACAGGCCUUUACUCAGCGGUAUAAGCAACGCAGAGGCCAGGCAGCCGGGCAAAGCUCCGAACUUCAGCGUGAACUGGACAGUGGGUGACCAGGCGUUAGAGGUGAUCAAUGCAACCACGGGCAAGGACGACAUGGGCCGCGCUUCGCGUCUGUGCAAGCACGCCCUCUACAGCCGCUGGGUGCGCCUACACUGCAAGCUGUUGCCCAUCUUGCGGAUCAAGGUGCUGAAGCCCAGCUCCUACCAUGAAGCCAAGCAGGCGGCCACAGAGUACCACUCUGCUAAGCAGGCGCUCAUCAAGGCCUUCCACAAGGCCGGCCUGGGGGCGUGGGUCAAAAAACCUAUCGAGCAAGACCAGUUCACCCUCAGCUCCUGAGGGAGUCAAGGGCAGCGAGGGAUUCCUAACCCACUUCCCCAACCACCAACCCCCUCCCCCCCACACACACUCUUUCCACCUGACCCAGGCCUGAAAACAAUAGAGCCCCCUCAUUAACAGCCAGCCCACACUGACACCCGCCUCUGUCCCGCGUGUCGGCGCGCACGUGCUCUUUGUGCUCGUGGAAACAAAUCUACGUGCGUACGUUCUCUCAAUCGUCCAUCGCUCCUCAUUCUCAUUCCUCAGAGGACCUCGCCGUGUCGUCUUCAUUCUCCUUUUAUUUAGAUUUUUUUUUUCUUGUCAUCUGUUUGUUUUUUUCUGUUUUAA
Messenger RNA from Solea senegalensis (Senegalese sole), 2777 nucleotides. It is a transcript of the gene adarb1b, whose product is annotated as adenosine deaminase RNA specific B1b. NCBI's taxonomy places the organism in Eukaryota, Metazoa, Chordata, Actinopteri, Pleuronectiformes, Soleidae. The record is from RefSeq and is a predicted model, not a curated record. Gene Ontology annotation, molecular function: tRNA-specific adenosine deaminase activity; double-stranded RNA binding; double-stranded RNA adenosine deaminase activity. The transcript is spliced from 12 exons. Gene Ontology annotation, biological process: adenosine to inosine editing; RNA processing. Bases 354 to 2450 code for a protein of 698 amino acids. Gene Ontology annotation, cellular component: nucleolus; cytoplasm.